Messenger RNA from Cynoglossus semilaevis (tongue sole), 1683 nucleotides. RefSeq names its product homer protein homolog 3-like. Bases 469 to 1203 code for a protein of 244 amino acids. Gene Ontology annotation, molecular function: G protein-coupled glutamate receptor binding. The record is from RefSeq and is a predicted model, not a curated record. NCBI's taxonomy places the organism in Eukaryota, Metazoa, Chordata, Actinopteri, Pleuronectiformes, Cynoglossidae. Gene Ontology annotation, biological process: G protein-coupled glutamate receptor signaling pathway. The transcript has 7 exons.
CUGUGAGGGAUCCCAGUGUGAGCUGGCAGGGAGACGAGAGGGGAGAACCGCACAAGUCACUGGAGAAGGUUGGAGCUAAAAGUGUUCUGCCGCCAGACUUUCAUCGACGUCCAUCUGUCUGCGUCGCCUGCAGAACACAGAUAAAGCUAAGGUUUACGGUGCGUAAUUACGCACGGCUGAGAGGGAAGACCGGCGCUGUGUUGCUGUGGACAUCGGCGGACAAAGGGAAGGCGAACGAGCUGGAGUCCAACAACUGACUUGAGAGCAGAGCAGAGGAGUGCUGUUGGAGAGGAAACCGGGGAUCUGGAGUCGGAAGUGAUUUGUCUUUUUUUUCUCCUCUUCGGAAAUGUAACUUUGUUUCAGGAUCUGCGGCACAAAAAUAAGCAAGUUUGGGAACCGUGAAGAAGAGAGGCAGAGUGUGUUACUGAGAGGAAUAUUUCCAUAAAACAGCACUCCGAUCUUCAGAGCAUGGGGGAGCAGCCCAUCUUCAGUGCCAGAGCUCAUGUCUUCCAGAUCGACCCGGCCACGAAACGCAACUGGCUGCCGGCCAGUAAACACGCAGUCACCGUGUCCUUUUUCUACGAUGCGACCCGAAAUGUGUACCGCAUCAUCAGUGUGGGCGGGACUAAGGCCAUCAUCAACAGCACCAUCACCCCCAACAUGACCUUCACCAAAACCUCACAGAAGUUUGGGCAGUGGGCCGACAGCCGGGCCAACACUGUGUACGGCCUGGGCUUUUCCACAGAGCAGCAGCUGCAGCAGUUUGCAGAGCAGUUCAAAGAGGUGAAGGAGGCGGCACGACUGGCCAGAGAAAAAUCUCAGGAAAGGUUUGAACUGGCCAACCCCGGGCUCAGCAUCGCAGCUCCCCAGCUCUCCCAGGAGCUGUCGGAGGAACGACACUCGCCUCCGCUGCUGACGGUUAAUGGACCGGCUGAAGAGAAGCUCUUUCGCAGCAGAAGUGCAGAAGUGGAGCUGACGGUGGAGAAGGAGAGGGUCAAGAAGAUGUUGUCCGAGGGGUCUGUGUGUGAGAUAAACCUGGAGGCUGAGCUCUUUACUCUGCAGGACAGUAACGCCAAGCUGGUGGUAGCUCUGCAGGAGGCCAACAGCAGCGUGGAGCAGUGGAAGAAACAGCUGGCCGAGUACCAGGAGGAGACAGACCGCCUCCGAGAACAGGUGACCUUGUGGUGCAUCGCACCGUUCUAGACAGUUUAGUGUCGAUCUGAGAGCAUCGACAAACAAACAAAGACCAAACUGUACGUAAAAAUGUGGACCACUUCUUAGAAUGACAACAAGCUCAAAACGUCAUUACAAGUGCUACACAACAUGAACCAGUUCCUAAUGUAUCAGUACAGUUUCACAGUAUUUUUACAGUCCGUCAAAUCCUUCUGUGACCACGUCAACACUGGAACACUAAAACACAACCUGAUAUAAAGGUCUUCAACAACUUUUAAUGAUCACGUCUACAGGUGGCGAUAAAAGCCACAAAUCAUCCUGCCUUGACCUGAUUAACAUGCGAGCUAGUCGGGGCUACGUAGCCAAAGAUUUAAAAAAAAAAAUCUUCACUUUCAAUUCUGUUCUGAACUGAGGAGCAGGCAGGAGACAAGGAUCAGAUACAGUUUAGUGAUAAACUGAACUGAGUGUAACCACAGGAAACACAGAUGAAAGGAAACACACGAGAGUUGG